ACGUACAGCAACUGUAAAGGACCGACAUCAGUUAGAAGAGAUCAGUUGAACCAGUAACAAAAAACAAUUCAAAAAAAUUUAACAACAGUAACAACAACAAUGGGGUUGUACAGUAUGUACGACUUGUGUGAAACUAAUGGUUCAUCUAAUAAUUCACCAUCACCACACCACCAUCUUCACCAUCCAUCGCAACACCACCCGGCUCAUCACCAUCCAUCUCAACAUCAUCCAUCUCACCAUCACCCAUCGCAACAUCAUCAUCAUCAUCCUUCUCAACAUCAUCAUGCUAGUGACAAUUCAUCUCAUCAUUCACAUCAAUCAUCAUCCACAACUGUGAAUCACAAUUCAUCAAGCCCAACCUCAUCUCACUGUUCAUCACACACACCAUCAACCACCAACUCAUCUUCCUCACCAGCAACAGCCGCCGCUGCCGCUGCCGCCGCCGCUGCUGCUGCUUCUGCCGCUGCUGCACUGGCAGCAAAAAAGGAACACGAUCGUGUGAAAAGGCCAAUGAAUGCUUUUAUGGUUUGGUCUCGAGGGCAGCGAAGGAAAAUGGCCCAAGAAAAUCCGAAAAUGCACAAUUCUGAAAUUUCAAAAAGGCUUGGUGCCGAGUGGAAGUUAUUAUCAGAAAUUGAUAAGCGACCCUUUAUCGAUGAAGCCAAAAGGCUACGAGCAGUGCACAUGAAAGAACAUCCGGACUAUAAAUAUCGACCACGUCGAAAGACUAAGACUUUGAUGAAAAAAGAUAAACCUUAUGCACUUGCUAAUGGGUUAGGUCCUUUAACUCCGGACCCAUCACGAUCUUCGUCGGGCCCUGCAACUGCUGCAGCCGCAUUAAGUGUUUCUCGUGAUCUCUAUCAAAUGAAUGGAUGCAUGAGUAACAGUUAUCCAACAAUAUCCAUGCAUGAUUACCAACAACAUGCCGCCGUAGCUGCAUAUGGUUCACCCGGAAUGACACCGCAAACUGGACUUUAUGGCAGGUAUGAUGUUACACAAAUUCAUAAUCCGAUAACCUCAGCUCCAAUGGCCAUGUCCUACAUGAAUGGUUCAAGUUAUUCACCAAUGCCCAUGUCAACUUAUGCCUCAAUGGGAAGUACAUCAGGUGCCCCUGGACCAGGAAUCAAUUUAGAUAACUAUUUGAAUGAGCCUAAUUAACACAACCAAAAACAAAUUGUAAUAAAGUUUCAUUUCAAGUUUUAAAC
Molecule: messenger RNA, 1202 nt
Organism: Tetranychus urticae (two-spotted spider mite)
Lineage: Eukaryota; Metazoa; Arthropoda; Arachnida; Trombidiformes; Tetranychidae
Product: transcription factor Sox-2
Biological process (GO): positive regulation of transcription by RNA polymerase II; cell differentiation
Cellular component (GO): nucleus
Molecular function (GO): RNA polymerase II cis-regulatory region sequence-specific DNA binding; DNA-binding transcription activator activity, RNA polymerase II-specific
Source: RefSeq, a predicted model, not a curated record